AUGUCUCCUACCACCCCACCCUGGCCUCAGCACCUCAAUCCAUCUUCCACCCUAUCUAGGAUCCCGGGGACACCUCAACAUCGCAAAUACCCUCAAACAAAUCAUUUACAGGGCAUAAAGACAAAAAUGCCGAAGAAUCUCAACGUAGAUGCCAUCAAAUCACGUCUCAAGCAGAGGUUCAAGCUGUUGUAUCAUCCGGACGAUUGGCAGGCUCAUCUCAUAUGCAGAAUACUGCAGGGAUAUGACAGUAUCUUCUGUGCAGGUACUGGCUAUGGCAAGAGUUUGAUUUUCGAAGGUUUGGUGGCUUUGGGAGGGAAAGGGAAGCUGGUGAUGGUGAUAUCCCCACUUAAGGCUCUUGAGCAGGACCAGGUCAAACAAGCAACACAGAAAGGCCUAGAUGCAUUCGCCAUCAAUGAAGACACUUACAAGACUGCAAAACUCUGGGUGCAGGUCUGGACAACAGCUCAGAUGGUCUAUCUCUCUCCUGAGAUGACACUGUCAGACAGUUUCAUGAAGCUAUGGAAGGAUUCCAAGUUUCAGGCAUGUCUGAUCGCAAUUGUGGUAGACAAGGCUCAUUGCGCCUUGCAUGGCUUCACUGGGUCAGAUAUUCCAUUUGUUGCAUAUACUGCGACAUGUCAGACCACUAUGUUUGACAUGAUAUGGUCAUCGUUGGGUUAUGGCCAUCGUCCAUUCUGGAGCAUCGAUGUUGGGACCGAUCGCCACAAUCUUCUUUAUCUCACACACCUUCAGCAAUAUUCUGACAAUCCUGUUCUUGAUAUUCUCAAUAUAUUACUGCCUGAUCUCGGCCCUGACACUCAUCGUGAAGACCUUCCUAAGACAUUGCUGUACCUUGACUCCGAAGCAGGAUGCCAUUCCUUGGUACAGUCCCUACAUAAAUGCCUACCCAAACACCUCUGCACCUGCGUGCAUGCAUUUUCAUCUGACUUGUCAGAGGAGGCAAAACAGCAAUGCUGGGAUAAGUUUACUACUGGGGAUUUCUGA
Molecule: messenger RNA, 1002 nt
Organism: Desarmillaria tabescens
Lineage: Eukaryota; Fungi; Basidiomycota; Agaricomycetes; Agaricales; Physalacriaceae
Product: P-loop containing nucleoside triphosphate hydrolase protein
Exons: 3
Coding region: 1-1002 (333 amino acids)
Biological process (GO): double-strand break repair via homologous recombination
Cellular component (GO): cytoplasm; chromosome; nucleus
Molecular function (GO): nucleic acid binding; 3'-5' DNA helicase activity; four-way junction helicase activity
Source: RefSeq, a predicted model, not a curated record